Hyphopichia burtonii NRRL Y-1933 is the source of this 729-nucleotide messenger RNA. RefSeq names its product ubiquinone biosynthesis protein. The record is from RefSeq and is a predicted model, not a curated record. Gene Ontology annotation, biological process: ubiquinone biosynthetic process. Gene Ontology annotation, cellular component: mitochondrial inner membrane. The transcript has a single exon. Gene Ontology annotation, molecular function: lipid binding. Bases 1 to 729 code for a protein of 242 amino acids. Lineage: Eukaryota; Fungi; Ascomycota; Pichiomycetes; Serinales; Debaryomycetaceae.
AUGCUUCCCAGAGUGAUCCCACGCUUAUACCACUCGCAGGAUCAUGCUAGCUCGAACAAUAUUGUUGAUUCUCGGUCAAUUGAGUCGAUAGUUUUCAAUAAAUCCAUGGAAAACGUACCGAGAUUUGGGUUUGAUUCCUUGUCUAUAACGCAAGCUAUUCGUGACUUGGGAUACCCUGACUCGUUAGAAAGUGGAUUGACGGGUUUGAGCAAUGGGAACAAUUUAGAUUUUCAAUUAAUGUUAUACUGGCUCAAGAGCUCGAGGCAAAGAUUGGUGGAAGACGUCUUGGACGGGGACAGCGAAUUCCAUAAGAUUAGUAAUGAGUAUGAGAGGGUAAAAUAUAUGAUAAAUAAGAGAUUGGAGUAUAAUCAACCAAUUAUUUCGAAAUUAGGACACGGAAUGUCAUUAUUGGUGGUUCCUUAUAAUAUUCCCCAAUCGAUUGAAGAAUUACAUAAUUUAAGUGAUGAUAUAGCAUAUUAUUCAGGAGAUUUAUCUAAUGAUUUUGCCUGGUAUUCUAAGAGAUUUAGUUUUUCAAGUGUUUAUGUUAGCUCGGAAUUGUAUAUGUUACAAGAUAGCAGUGAAAACUUUGAAAAAACCAAAGAAUUUGUUAAUAACAAAGUGGAUGAAGUUAAAAAUUUAGGAUAUGCAUAUAAUAGUGUUGAGCAAUGGUCAGUUUUCAAUGCAUUUCUGUUAAUAAAUUUGAUUAAAUCUCAAUUAUUAAGGGGGUAA